This is a messenger RNA of Myotis davidii, 2529 nucleotides long. It is a transcript of the gene CRTAP, whose product is annotated as cartilage associated protein. Gene Ontology annotation, molecular function: collagen binding; protein binding. Gene Ontology annotation, cellular component: endoplasmic reticulum. Lineage: Eukaryota; Metazoa; Chordata; Mammalia; Chiroptera; Vespertilionidae. Bases 1 to 918 code for a protein of 305 amino acids. The transcript is spliced from 9 exons. Gene Ontology annotation, biological process: peptidyl-proline hydroxylation to 3-hydroxy-L-proline; collagen fibril organization. The record is from RefSeq and is a predicted model, not a curated record.
AUGACCUUCACAAGGGCGGCCGGGGCGCUGCUGGUGCUGCUGUGCGCGGGCUGCGCGCUGCGCUCGGGGCGCGCCCAGUACGAGCGCUACAGCUUCCGGAGCUUCCCGCGGGACGAGCUGAUGCCGCUCGAGUCGGCCUACCGGCACGCCCUGGACCAGUACAGCGGCGAGCACUGGGCGGAGAGCGGGUGCUCUCCUGAGAACGAGAGCCUCAUUCCACGGGCACACGCGGCAAAUAAUCUUCCAAAAGCCAUAGCAGCUGCCCACACCUUUCUACUGAAGCAUCCUGACGAUGAAAUGAUGAAGAAAAACAUGGCUUAUUACAAGAGCUUGCCUGAUGCCGAGGACUACAUCAAAGACUUGGAAACCAAGUCGUACGAGAGCCUGUUCAUUCGAGCCGUGCGGGCGUACAACGGUGAGAACUGGAGGACGUCCAUCACCGACAUGGAGCUGGCCCUUCCCGACUUCUUCAAAGCCUUUUACGAGUGUCUCGCAGCCUGCGAGGGCGCCAGGGAGAUCACGGACUUCAAGGAUUUCUAUCUUUCCAUAGCAGAUCAUUACGUAGAAGUUCUGGAAUGCAAACUCCAGUGCGAAGGGAACCUCACCCCAGUUAUAGGAGGCUACCCAGUGGAGAAGUUUGUGGCUACCAUGUAUCAUUAUUUGCAGUUUGCUUAUUAUAAGUUGAGUGACCUGAAGAACGCAGCGCCCUGCGCGGUCAGCUACCUGCUCUUUGACCCCAACGACAAGGUCAUGCAGCAGAACCUGGUGUAUUACCAGUACCACAGGGACAAGUGGGGCCUGUCGGACGAGCAUUUCCAGCCCAGACCAGUAAGUGCCAGUGAGAAUAUAAUGGAUGAUGAUGAGGGAGAGGUGGUGGAAUACGUGGAUGACCUCUUGGAGCUGGAGGAGACCAGCUAGUCCACAGGAGACAAGGACAUUUCCCUUCGAUGUUCAGGAAACACAGAUUCUUUGCCUUCCUUUUCUCAACUGCCCAAGUGGUUGAUACCUCAAAGCCUUCUCUUUAUUCUCUGAAGUGAAAGGGAAGCUCCGUCUCUCACUACAUAUAACAAGGGGUGAGCCUGCCUUCCCCGUGACCACACCUGCUUCCCCUGUGUUCACACCUGCUUCCCCCAUGUUCACACCUGCGUCCGCUGUGUUCACACCUGCCUUCUCUGUGUUUGCACCUACCUCCCCAUCUUCACACCUGUCUUCCCCAUGUUCACACCCACCUUCUUCAUGUUCAUACCUAUCUUUCUCACCAGUCUUUCCAAGUUUUCCCCUCAGAAAAACCCAGUAUUAUUUUUUAAAUAAGAAAAAUACUAAAAGAUGAUCAUCGCGAAAACCUACUUUGACCUUUCUGCUCUUCCAGAUUUUAAUCUUUUUUUUGUCCCCAUGAGCAAUGAGAAUCUCACCAGGAGGACUAACAAGGAGCCACCUUUGAGAUUGGAGAAAAACAGGAGAGUGCGGGGUUCUGAAAUCUGAGCUCUUUAAAAUCAAUCUUAUUCCCUCCUCCGAUAAGCCAUUUAGUCUAGUUGGGACACGCCGGGGAUGGAGGCAGGAGACAGGACUUUCCCCACAAUGGCCUGGAAAGGAAUGAAGGGACAUUGAGUUUGGGGGCUUUAGUAUGAGGAUGAGUCACUGGUGGUGGAAAACAGGUUUUUGCUUUUCCAGCUUCCUUUCCCCCACCUCGCUGUUCCAGCCUCUGGGAACGCGAUGCACCCUAUUUCUCGUGCGGUACUGUCCUUCCCCAUUUCCCUUCUCCUGAGAGCACUUCCUUUUUUACCUACGUGAAGCCUCUAGGCUACUCAGCUCAAGACAGUAACCUACGCCUGUGGCUUUGGCUGAAUUUGCCCACAUCAGCAGAGUCUGUACUCCCAGGGGGUAGCGUGGCCAAAGGAGUCAGUGUUCUUGGCAUCAUUGAUGGCUGCACCCCAGCUCAUGGGAUGCGGGGUUCUCCUUUCUUCCCUUGUCCCACCCUCUACUCCACCAGAGAGACUUCCUGUUGAAGUCCGUGGGGAAGAGGGUCAUAGGACAGGACUACAAAGUAGAGGGGGACUCAGGGAGUGGACACCCAGCCCCAGGGUUCCUGAAUCAUGGGGGUGGUGCACCCAGCAGCUGUUUAGCUCCCCUGAAGCUCCUGGCUGCAGUUGACCUUCCCAGUGUGUGAGGAGAUGCACAGAGACCACCACAGGGCCAGGGCUGGGGGUCUGACUCACUUCACCUCUGUGGCCUGCAGAGCUUCCGCUUGGUCCUCCGCCUUUGCAUCUGAGUCUGGGCUGAGCUUUGUGUGGGUGAUGUUUUUCCGCACGGGCUUGGGUGGUGGUGGUGGUGGUGGUGGUGGUGGUGUCCUCAUUCACUCUCUGAACUUGGCCUCUUUUCCCUCGGGAUUGAAAAUCACCUCCGCCCCCAUCCUAGCCAUGUCCCCUGAGGAAGGAACCCCAGGGAUAGUAUGAUCCACAUCGUCGGCACCUCGCUUUGGUGGAAGGCUGUAGAACUGAAUUAUUAUACUGUUUACUUCAAGGGAAACAA